This is a messenger RNA of Phodopus roborovskii (desert hamster), 1804 nucleotides long. RefSeq names its product potassium voltage-gated channel modifier subfamily S member 2 (gene Kcns2). Gene Ontology annotation, biological process: protein homooligomerization; regulation of delayed rectifier potassium channel activity; potassium ion transmembrane transport. Gene Ontology annotation, cellular component: voltage-gated potassium channel complex; membrane. Bases 1 to 1434 code for a protein of 477 amino acids. The transcript has a single exon. Gene Ontology annotation, molecular function: protein binding; voltage-gated potassium channel activity. NCBI's taxonomy places the organism in Eukaryota, Metazoa, Chordata, Mammalia, Rodentia, Cricetidae. The record is from RefSeq and is a predicted model, not a curated record.
AUGACCCGCCAGAGCCUGUGGGAAGUGUCCGAGGCCGACAUCGAGGAUGGGGAGAUUCGCAUCAAUGUGGGCGGCUUCAAGAGACGGCUGCGUUCCCACACGCUGCUGCGCUUCCCCGAGACGCGCCUGGGCCGUCUACUCCUCUGCCACUCGCGAGAGGCCAUUCUGGAACUCUGCGACGACUACGACGACGUCCAGCACGAGUUCUACUUCGACCGCAACCCGGAGCUCUUCCCCUACGUCUUGCAUUUCUACCACACCGGCAAGCUUCACGUCAUGGCUGAGCUGUGCGUCUUCUCCUUCAGCCAGGAGAUCGAGUAUUGGGGUAUCAAUGAGUUCUUCAUCGACUCCUGCUGCAGUUACAGCUAUCAUGGCCGCAAAGUGGAACCUGAGCAGGAGAAGUGGGACGAACAGAGUGACCAGGAGAGCACCACGUCCUCCUUUGACGAGAUCUUGGCCUUCUAUAAUGAUGCUUCCAAGUUCGACGGGCAACCCCUGGGCAACUUCCGCAGGCAGCUCUGGCUGGCAUUGGACAACCCGGGCUACUCAGUCCUAAGCAGGGUCUUCAGUGUCCUGUCCAUCCUGGUGGUGUUGGGAUCUAUCAUCACCAUGUGCCUCAAUAGCCUGCCCGAUUUCCAAAUCCCUGAUAGCCAGGGCAACCCCGGUGAAGACCCCAGGUUCGAAAUCGUGGAACAUUUCGGCAUCGCCUGGUUCACAUUUGAGUUGGUGGCCAGGUUUGCUGUGGCCCCUGACUUCCUCAAGUUCUUCAAGAACGCUCUCAACCUUAUUGAUCUCAUGUCCAUCGUCCCCUUUUACAUAACUCUAGUGGUGAACCUGGUGGUGGAGAGCUCCCCUACCUUGGCUAACUUGGGCAGGGUGGCUCAGGUCCUCAGGCUGAUGAGGAUCUUCCGAAUUCUCAAGCUGGCCAGACACUCCACGGGCCUCCGCUCCUUGGGAGCCACCCUGAAAUACAGCUACAAGGAAGUGGGGCUGCUCUUGCUCUACCUCUCAGUGGGGAUUUCCAUCUUCUCGGUGGUGGCCUAUACCAUCGAAAAGGAGGAGAACGAGAGCCUGGCUACCAUCCCUGCCUGCUGGUGGUGGGCUACUGUCAGUAUGACCACUGUUGGCUAUGGAGAUGUGGUCCCAGGGACCACAGCCGGGAAGCUGACUGCCUCAGCCUGCAUCUUGGCAGGCAUCCUGGUGGUGGUCUUGCCGAUCACCUUGAUCUUCAAUAAGUUCUCCCACUUUUACCGGCGCCAAAAGCAACUUGAGAGUGCUAUGCGCAGCUGUGACUUUGGAGAUGGGAUGAAGGAGGUCCCUUCAGUCAAUUUAAGGGACUAUUAUGCCCAUAAAGUUAAAUCUCUCAUGGCAAGCCUGACUAACAUGAGCAGGAGUUCACCCAGUGAACUGAGCUUGGAUGAUUCUCUACAUUAGCUGGGAGGGGUUGUUAUCCCCUGGCGUGCAUUGCUGACCUGCCUCUUGUGCCGUUGGCACAAUCCAGGCACCGUGGGGUUCUGGCAUAAGAAGCCAACCCUACCCUAGAGGGAGAGCUGCAUGGGAUAUGAGCCCUAGGUUGUUUUUGCGAUGUUUAGAGUCGUUUUUUUAAAAAGAGGAUGGUGUAUCUAACGCCAUGCCUUUGCAGCCUCCAAUGAAAUGGCCCUCGCUGGUCUUUGCAUCAUGGGCGCAAAAUGUUCAUCUUUCUGUCAGAUAAGUGUCUAGAAUGCCAGUUUCUCUGUCCACUGUGUACACUAUUCUAGUGUUUAUGCCCCAGUACUAACUGUGAGUAGAGCUGUCUGUGCUUCUA